AUGCCCUCUCUUACCGUCGAAAUUGUAUCAAUAUCCGGUGGUAAUCGUGUUUUACUCCACUCUCUAUUUCUCAUAUCCUUGAAGAGUCAUAGAAGAUGUGGAGACUUCUUUGGAUAUGGAUCUAGAAGCCCUAAAGGGCCACCAUUAUCACUUCUCGAUCUCACCACACCGAUUCUAACGACAGCAGAUGUUGGCAAGUCCGCCUCCGUUCAUGGAGGAACCACUAUCACCUUCCAAAUAAGAGACAACAUGAUUGCAUGUUUGGUGUAUCAGACUUCGUUGAUAGUUUCCAUUACUCACUUCGAAAGAUUGAUCUACAAGUGGUCCCUCAAUUAGGUCAAAAAUUAAUGAAGC
Messenger RNA from Lactuca saligna, 354 nucleotides. The record is from the annotation of a GenBank genome assembly. NCBI's taxonomy places the organism in Eukaryota, Viridiplantae, Streptophyta, Magnoliopsida, Asterales, Asteraceae.